Molecule: messenger RNA, 3962 nt
Organism: Venturia canescens
Lineage: Eukaryota; Metazoa; Arthropoda; Insecta; Hymenoptera; Ichneumonidae
Gene: Hen1
Product: Hen1 methyltransferase
Exons: 5
Coding region: 151-3291 (1046 amino acids)
Biological process (GO): RNA methylation; piRNA processing; siRNA processing
Cellular component (GO): nucleus; cytoplasm
Molecular function (GO): RNA methyltransferase activity; O-methyltransferase activity
Source: RefSeq, a predicted model, not a curated record
UAGAAGCUCACAUUGAGCGCCACAGGAGAGACGGGAGACAGGAGCAACAACAAUAUGGCCGCGAGUGUCCUUUGAUAUGUCAUUUCGUUUACCGGGAUGUAAGGCUCUCAGUAUCAUCCAAAAUUCCACGUUUAUAUACCAUCAGCGAAUAUGAUUAUCGUGUUCUUCCAUGUGCUCUAUCUCAUUGGGAAAAUUGUUUACGACAAUUAUCAAUGCAACAGACUGACAAAAAAAGAUAAAAAUGGCGACGACGAGGAGGCGUGCUCUUCGCCGCAACCGCCGGUCCCUCAAUGUAAAGUCAACGAUUGUCAACAAAAUAGUUACGUUCGCGACCUGUAUGACGCUGAUUAUGAAGACAACGAUGAUUUCCCCCGAGCACCUCGUUUCUCACCACCCGCUUUUAUACAGCGUUACCUCGCUGUCGUCAAAGUACUCACCGAUGUAAAAUAUCACAAAAAAAUUAAAAAGGUUGUAGAUUUUGGUUGCUCGGAACUUGGGUUCCUCGUUUACUUAAAAAAUACCCCAGGGAUCGAAGAAAUUCUUUGCAUAGACGUCGAUAGAGAGACUCUGAAUCGUCACAAAGACAAAGCAAUCCCUUUGAACGCCGACUAUUUACAACAUCGUCAAAAUCCAUUGGUGGUACACGUUUACGAAGGCAGCGUCACUCAUAGAGAUAAAAUUUUGACCAAUUGUGAUGCCGUCGUUGCCAUUGAAUUGAUCGAACAUUUGUAUCCUGACACGCUAGUAGAUGUUCCGUACAAUAUUUUUGGUUUCAUAAAACCCCUAGUCGCUAUUAUAACAACUCCGAAUGCUGAUUUCAACGUACUUUUUCCAAGAAUGAAAAAAAGUGAUAUGCGGCACUGGGACCACAAAUUCGAGUGGACCAGAGAACAGUUUGAAAAUUGGGCACAGAACAUCGUGACGAGAUACCCAGAAUAUAACGUGAGUUUUGAAGGCAUUGGUGCAGGACCCCCAGGAACCGAGGAAUUAGGUUGUUGUUCGCAAAUGGCAAUAUUCACGAGAGUAAACAUACCGUCCGAAGUAGAGAUGAUCUUUGGAGUUGAUGGUUUAUUGAAAAACGUGACAAGCCAAGAAUAUCCAUAUCGCGUGGAUAAUCGAUCAGAUGAGCAGAAAAUUUUGGACGAAGCUACUUAUCACAUAAGAAACUUCGCCCGAACGAACGACGAAGGUGCUGAGGAAUAUCCUUUGGAAGAUUUGAUGAAAAAAUUAGAAAGUUUCCAUAUUACCGGGGAAGCUUUGCGAGAAAUUUUGGUGAAUGGUGGUUGGACAAUUUGCGAGAGUGACGAAGGCCCCAUGAUUUUAUGUCCAGAACAAACGACAUUUUCCGACUAUGACUUUGAAGCGGAAAUGGAUGAACGAUGUCCGGAAUUCGACUGGAACACUGCCCUUUUUCACAAUAGCUCUGAUAACUGGCGGGAAAACAACGUCGAGGGAAAUUACGAUGAAUUUUGGGAUGAUGAUUAUGGGGUUCCAGCUAUUACCACCGGUAUAAACGACGUAGCAUCAAACGACUUGGUACCCGAGGAGGACUCGAACAUCCCUGAAGUUGAAUUCUCUUCGUCCGAGACCCUCGAUAUCAACGGUUUCGACGGUCUUGAAGUAACAUGGCCUCUCAAUCCUCCAUCCUCCGAGAAUCGUCUCUCGAAUUUUGAAUCGGAUCCGGAUUGGGAUACAGAGUCGAAUCGUCAGGAUUCUUCGUUUGAAAUAGGCGAGGCGAAAGAUUUGAUAUCAAACGUAGAAGCGAUCGAAGGAUCAUUGAGCUUAAUCAAAAGUGAAAAAGAAAAACUUGUAAGGAUAUCGGGUCUCUCGACACUUGAUCUUGAAACGAGCGGCUGUGAACUUGGUAGCAUUUGCAGUAUUAAUCUAGAAUGUUCGAGGAACGAAGCGCAUGAAACGUGUCCGCGCGAUAUUACGAAUCCGGAAUUCGAUUGUACGGAGCUUCAAGGCUCUUUCGAGGAUUCUCGAGAGAUCCAACACAAAACAGAAUUACCGGAGAGAUUUUGUCCGGACGAUUCAACGGAUAAAUACGUCGAAGAAAAUCCUCAAUGUUCGAGUUCACCUAAAAUUCCCGUUGCCGAGAAAAGUCAAAGUGAAACGUCGUUGGCGCACAGCGAAAUCGCUCCGUCAACGGAAACUGAUUCGAGUACAAGUUUUCGUACUGUUAAAAAGUGGUUUCCACCGGAAGUUAACGAAAUGUAUAGCAACGGUCAAGUCACGAAACUAAAAGGAGGUAACGAGUCCUCGGAUAUCGGGAACGAUGAACCGAGCUUAGCGAUCAGUGAUACCAAUCUGUCUGAGAGUUUCGUAGAGUCCGAGAGAAGUUUCAGUGCCGCACGUUUGGAACGACAGAGAACACCCGUAAGUUUAAGUCUCAGAAGUAACGUCAGUUGCGCAGAACUAUCAGGGAAUACAUCAAAAAUGCAAGAAGAUUCGAAAAAAUCUAACAAUACGGCUCAACAAAUCUCGAAUGAGUCUGAUAUUUUUCAAACACAAAUCUUUCACGGGUCCAAUGAUCAUCCGCAAGCGAGCGGUGCGAGCAGAGUCGAACAAGGGUUUUCCGUAUCUGAAGAAAAACCUGAAUGGCCGGACGCACCGGAAACACCUUCUAACAGUUGGUCACCGGAAAUAAUGGAUUCGGGCUAUCCAAAUUCCGCGUCUAUGCAAGAUACGACGCCCGAAUAUGAUUUAUCGAGUAUAGCACAGGACAGAAUAUCCUCGGAUUCAGAAUCCCCGAGUGUCGCCGAAGUUCCUCGUCCGGGUUUCCUCGAUCACGCCGAAGUGGAGAACGGUGAUUUGGCGAACAAUAAUCGCGACGGCCAAGGCAAUAACGUUGCAGCGCCCGAAGUAGAAAAUGAGCUCGACGAUGAUCUUCAACCGUUGAUCGAUGGUUUGGAAAAUGAUAUUGAGAACGAAAAUGAUAUUUAUGCGGUAGAGAAUGAUUUUCCUGUCUGGCUGUUGAGAAUUCUUGAACGAGGAAACGUAGCCGGGCGACGACCGAUUCCUCAGCUUCGUCAACAGGAUGAAAACCAAAGAUUGAACGUUAACGCUGCUGGAGACGCUGGACUUCCCGAGCUUGAUGAAGGUUUCGACAGCACAGACUCCGAAAACGACGAUGGCGACGCCGUCGGUGAUGAUGACGAUGAUGAUGAAGAUGAUGAUGAUGAUGAUGAUGAUGAUGAUGACGGAAACGAAGACGAGGAAAACCUUCACGAAUUUUUCGUCGAGAGCAGCGAGGAAAGCAUCGAUUGGAAUGUCAGCGGAGAUCACUAGGAACUCUAUCGAAUCCUGAUGAACAUCAAAUAAAUAUUAAGUUUCCAACAUUUUUUUGUUCAGUGAGUUCGUCAACUACUAUGGGUUCUUGCGAAAGCGGAUUGCGACGGGCGAACGUCGAUAGCUCCGAGAAAAAGGUUCGGUUCAAGCUCAAAAAUACCGCAUUCAAAAGACGCACGAGCGUUAAACGCACACGUGCAAUUUUAUCAAAAAAAAAAAAAGAAGAAAAAAAUACAAAGCAUUGUUCAUAUAUUUUCAUACGAUUAGGCCAUUAUUUGUCUUCAUCUAGAUAAUUACUCUUUAAAAGAAAAAAAAGUAAAACUCGACAAACAUUGUUUUGAGAUCUCGUCAGUGCCAUAAGUUAAUUUGUUCAAGAGUCUAUUAUUAUGUUAAGUUUAUCAAGUGCGCGUGUGUGAGCAUAUUUUUUUUUUUCCUUGAAUUUGAAAAUUAUUUUCUAUCUCAUAUAAUUACGUGGCUCAGGCGAAGACUCCUAAGAUUAGUGUUUAUUUGACCGUUGAUAUUUUUUAUGUCGAGGAAAUUGAUGUGUAAGGAUAAAAAAAUCCCAAGACUGAUACUGCAUAUCGAGCCUCCGAGUGAUGAUGCAUAUCGUAUUCUGAAGUGGCACGGAGAUUCUGGUUAAAUGAACAAUAAUAAAAAUUCAUUAUUAUUAA